AUGAACGCCUCUAUUGCACUGAACGACACGAUCGACGCGGACAUUUCCGCGAUCACCGCCAUCUAUGCGGACGCGGUGCUCAACGGCACCGCCAGCUUCGAACUGGACCCGCCGGACGCAGCGGAGAUGGCGCGCCGCUUCCAUGCCAUCCGCCAGGCUGGCUAUCCGCACAUUGUCGCGCGCGACGGCUCGGGCGAACUGCUCGGUUACGCCUAUGCGGGCAGCUAUCGGGCCCGACCGGCCUAUCGCUGGACGGUGGAGAACUCGGUCUAUGUGGCGCCGUCCGCCAAAGGGCGCGGCGUCGGCAGAACGCUUCUGGCCGAGAUCAUCGCGCGCUGCGAAGCGCUCGGGUUCCGCCAGAUGAUCGCGGUGAUCGGCGGGUCCGAGCAUGCGGCCUCGAUCGGCCUGCAUGAGGCGCUGGGUUUUGCCCAUGCCGGCGUCCUGCCCGCCACCGGCUUCAAGCACGGACGCUGGCUCGAUUCCGUUCUGAUGCAAAAGCCGCUCGGCGCCGGUUCGUCGAUGCCGCCCGACCCCGACACCUAUCCCGGAACGCUCUAUCCGCCCGCCUGA
Molecule: messenger RNA, 570 nt
Organism: Effrenium voratum
Lineage: Eukaryota; Dinophyceae; Suessiales; Symbiodiniaceae
Source: the annotation of a GenBank genome assembly